Molecule: messenger RNA, 2170 nt
Organism: Phoenix dactylifera (date palm)
Lineage: Eukaryota; Viridiplantae; Streptophyta; Magnoliopsida; Arecales; Arecaceae
Product: Polynucleotide adenylyltransferase family protein
Biological process (GO): tRNA 3'-terminal CCA addition
Molecular function (GO): ATP:3'-cytidine-cytidine-tRNA adenylyltransferase activity; CC tRNA cytidylyltransferase activity; RNA binding
Source: RefSeq, a predicted model, not a curated record
AGAAAAAUACCAUGAGCAAGUCCGAAACCUAUAAAACCCCUAAUGGCCCUUCGCCUCAACUCUGCCCGGCUAUUAGCUUUCCCAGGCUUAAUCAAAUUCCUGCCUCUCCGUCUCCUAUCUCCCCAAACCCUCCGCUGCCGCCCGGCGAGAAAUCUAAGGUUCCGCCUCCGGGGCUUCUAUUGCGGCUGUGGAGGCGGUGGUGGAAGCAUGGAGGCUCCUAUUGUGGUGAAGGAGCGGAUCGAUCUCAAAGAGAAGGAGGAGAAGAUCUUCCGGCGGCUGCUCGAUGUGGUUCGCGACUUCAAGUUGGAGACCCAGCUCCGAGUCGCCGGAGGUUGGGUUCGCGACAAGCUUUUAGGUAAGGAUUGCUAUGAUAUUGAUAUUGCAUUGGACAACAUGCUGGGUCGGGAGUUCUGUGAGAAGGUCAAUGAGUACCUGCACUCCAUAGGUGAAGAGCAACAAGGAAUAGGUGUUAUUCAGUGCAAUCCGGAUCAAUCUAAACACUUGGAAACUGCAAGAAUGCGUAUAUAUGACAUUUGGAUUGAUUUUGUUAAUUUAAGAUCUGAAACCUAUGUUGAGAACAGCCGUAUCCCUACAAUGAAAUUUGGAACCGCCAAAGAAGAUGCAUAUCGGAGAGAUCUGACCAUCAACAGCUUAUUUUAUAAUAUCAACACUGAUUCAGUUGAAGAUUUUACUGGACGAGGUGUUCGAGAUCUGAAGACUGGGUAUAUUGUUACUCCUUUACCUCCAAAGGAUACCUUUUUGGAUGAUCCCCUUCGAGUUCUUCGUGCUAUCCGCUUUGGUGCUAGGUUUGGUUUUGUAUUGGAUGAAGAUCUAAAAAAAGCAGCUUCAGAUGAGGAAGUGAGAGCUGCAAUUGCAGAUAAAAUCAGCAGAGAGCGUAUUGGCCAUGAAGUUGAUCUCAUGUUUUCUGGCAAUCAGCCCAUCAAAGCAAUGACCUAUAUUUGUGAUUUACAAUUGUUUUAUGUUGUCUUCACAUUUCCUGAGAAUCCUCAGCCAUCAGUAGUCGAAGGAUGUGAUAGGCAUUGUGUUUCAUAUAUGGAUGCUGCAUGGAAUCUUCUGCAAUCAACUGGUUACUCCAUACUCAGUGAUGAACAGCGAAGGCUCUAUCUGUAUGGGGCAUUGUUUCUUCCAGUAAGAAAUACCAUAUAUGAAGAUAGAAAAUCCAAAAAGAUUCCUGUUGCCAGCUAUAUCAUUCGAAAUUCACUCAAGCUGAAAAAUAGUGAUGCUGAAACUGUUAUGAGUUUACAUGGUGCCUUGGAGAGAUUCUUUUCCAUAAUUUCUUUACUGGAGUCAGAUGGAGAUUCCAAAAUUGUCGAAGUAAAGCUGGAGGAUGAAUUCCUUGACAUACCAUUCGAUUCUAGAAUACGAGUUUUGGCAGGAUUGCUUCUGCGGAAAAUAAAAACUUUUUGGCGUGUUGCCUUGUUGUUGUCCGCUUUAUUAUACCCCAAAGUUGACCAUGCGGGUGGUCCUUUGACCAACGACUUUGAAACAGAAAGAAGCAGAGAGAUUUUUGUUAGCAUUGAUAGAGCUAUAUCUAAAUCAGGUCUUGAUAAUGUGUGGGAAAUGAAGCCAUUGCUUGAUGGGAAAGCAAUAAUGAGUGUUUUGCAGCUUAAAUCAGGAGGUCCACUUAUCAGGGAAUGGCAAGAACGGCUGAUCAAAUGGCAACUUGCUCAUCCAGAAGGAACUACAGACGAGUGUCUUGAUUGGAUGAAGCAGUCACAAGCAAAACGAGUGAAGCUGGAUUGUUGUGCUUGAAUAUAACACAAUCUAGUAGCCUGGUUCUUGUCUGCUUAUCCUGUAGGGAUUGUGGCAAACGGCAUUUUUAUUCCAGUUGUCACUCGUAUGCUGAUUUAACAAUUCACACUUUGGUGUUUGGAGAUCUUUGGUUCAGAAGGCAUUGAUGUUUGCUAGUGCAUUGUCUGCACAACUGGUCUCCAAAUUCAGAUUUCUCAACCCUAAUUUAGACGCAUCAAGUGCUUUGGCCAACUACUUCUGUAUGAUUUUAAAUUAAUUGCUUAUUUUUGUUUAGAAGGUAAGACAAGAGCAUAGGUUAAGAUAAAGAAUGUAUAAUUCCUACUUUGUAAAUUGCUGAGAAGGCAAGUGGGAAUGCAAUUUUACAAGGGAUUUAAAAAAUAUGAUAAAUUAUGUUUCA